Apodemus sylvaticus (European woodmouse) is the source of this 2642-nucleotide messenger RNA. RefSeq names its product UDP-GlcNAc:betaGal beta-1,3-N-acetylglucosaminyltransferase 2 (gene B3gnt2). Gene Ontology annotation, molecular function: hexosyltransferase activity. The transcript is spliced from 2 exons. Gene Ontology annotation, cellular component: membrane. The coding region runs from base 107 to 1300 and encodes 397 amino acids. NCBI's taxonomy places the organism in Eukaryota, Metazoa, Chordata, Mammalia, Rodentia, Muridae. The record is from RefSeq and is a predicted model, not a curated record.
CGACGGUCGCGGGGCUGAGCCGCAAGCGCGGCUGGGACGUGGAUGCGGCCGCGGUCUCCCGCCCCGCCCCGCCGAGCUGGAGGUGUCCCUAGACAAGAUAUGAGAAAUGAGUGUGGGCCGUCGCAGAGUCAAGUUGCUCGGCAUCCUCAUGAUGGCAAAUGUCUUCAUUUAUCUGAUUGUGGAAGUCUCCAAAAACAGUAGCCAAGAAAAAAAUGGAAAGGGGGGAGUCAUAAUCCCGAAGGAGAAGUUCUGGAAGCUGCCCAGCCCUCCCCGGGCAUACUGGAACAGGGAACAGGGGAAGCUGAACAGGCGGUACAACCCCAUCUUGAACAGGGUGGCCAAUCAGACGGGGGAUCUAUACCCGUCUCCAAACACAAGCCACCUGAACUACUGUGAGCCGGACUCGACGGUCCUGACAGCUGUGACAGAUUUUAAUAAUCUGCCGGACAGAUUUAAAGACUUUCUCUUGUAUUUGAGAUGCCGAAACUACUCGCUGCUUAUAGAUCAACCGAAGAAAUGCGCAAAGAAGCCCUUCUUACUGUUGGCGAUAAAGUCCCUCAUUCCACAUUUCGCCAGAAGGCAAGCGAUUCGGGAAUCCUGGGGCCGAGAAACCAAUGUAGGGAACCAGACAGUAGUGAGGGUCUUCCUGCUGGGUAAGACACCCCCAGAGGACAACCACCCCGACCUCUCCGACAUGCUUAAGUUCGAGAGUGAGAAGCACCAGGACAUCCUCAUGUGGAACUAUAGAGACACGUUCUUCAACCUGUCCCUGAAGGAAGUGCUGUUUCUCCGGUGGGUGAGCACUUCCUGUCCAGACGCAGAGUUCGUCUUCAAGGGUGAUGAUGACGUGUUUGUGAACACCCAUCAUAUCCUCAAUUACUUGAAUAGCUUAUCCAGGAGCAAAGCCAAAGACUUGUUCAUAGGUGACGUGAUCCACAACGCUGGGCCUCAUCGGGAUAAGAAACUGAAGUACUACAUCCCGGAAGUCUUCUACACCGGGGUCUACCCACCGUACGCGGGGGGCGGGGGGUUCCUGUACUCCGGCCCCCUGGCCCUGAGGCUGAACAACGUGACUGACCGGGUCCAUCUCUAUCCUAUUGAUGAUGUUUAUACUGGAAUGUGCCUUCAGAAACUGGGCCUUGUUCCAGAGAAACACAAAGGCUUCAGGACAUUUGAUAUUGAAGAGAAAAAUAAGAAAAAUAUUUGUUCCUAUAUAGAUCUAAUGUUAGUACAUAGCAGAAAACCCCAAGAGAUGAUUGAUAUCUGGUCUCAGUUGCAAAGUCCUAAUUUAAAAUGCUAAAAUAUAUAUGAGCUACAUUUCACAGAAAGGCCUAGCCUGACUAGUUCCUGUGGUGUGCUUUCUCAGUAGGUGAGUUCUGUGUGAGGCCGUCAGCCUUCGUGAGCACCUGGGUCUCCAUGCCCUCAGCCCCUCCCUCGCAUUGUGAAGAGGGAAGGCUGAGGAUAACUCAGCGUGGCAGGGUGAGUGCUUCUCACCCUUCCUCUGGCUGCCGGUCCUCAGUUUCUAAUUUGUUUUCGUUCUCCUCCAGAAUUUGACCAUGAAGAUUUUUUGUCGUUGUUCUUGUAUAUGGUAUAUUGUAUGUGGUAUACUUUUGUUUCCACUCUAAUGAUGGAGAUAUAUAUAUAUACCAGGUGUAUAAACCUAUUGGCUUAUCAGGAUUUUGUAGGGCACAACCUGGUAGUUUUGUGAAAUGGAAUUCUAUGUAUUUUCAUAAGAUGUUGAAAGUUGUCUAGAAAGUGGACUGAUGUCAACCUUCCCUGUCACCCAGCAGUAUUGUCCUUGUUACUAGAAACCGUUACUUCCUUUACACAGGGAAGCAACGCAGCGCGUGUAUCAUGUUGCCAGGGCUUGUGGCCAUGAGGACAGAGGGAAUUUUCUUUUUCUUGUGCUUGUUUUCCUGGGUGGCAUCAUGGUAGUUAACCUAACUUUAGUAUUCUGAAGAUCAUGAGGGCGAUUCCCUAAUGGCUGACUGAAGACUGGGCAGCCCAACAGACAGCCGCAUGGGUCUGUGAGUGUUCGGCAUGGCCAGGAAGCAUUUGUGACUUCUGAGCUUCAGAAGCGGUUUGUCAGUUUAAAACUCUAAGAUUCUAUUCUUGCCAUAUUAUCACAUAUUCCUUAGAUAAAAUCCUCUUGGUCAGUGACGCUUCCCUGUCUUGGUGUAGAAGUGCCUAUGUUUUUAUUUAUUGUUCAGAUCAAAGACCAAAACAUUUUCUUAAAAAAAAUAUUUUGUGUAAUAUUUUAUUUGUAUACAGUGUUUGUGAAAUAUUUAACUAGAGCAUGAUAUUUUAUUUUUUUCCUCAUUUGUAAAAUUAGUUCUUUGAGAAUUUCAUACACUGUGUUUUGAUUGUAUCCUCCUCCCCAUCUCCCAGACCCAGACCCUAGCAUGAUGUUUUAAAUGUUAAGCUGUAACAUGUUAGAUAAAGUGAACUCUUAUUUUUGAAUUUUAAAAUUUGGAUGGGGGGGGGUGUGUGAACCGCUAGAGAAAAUAAAGUUCUGCCAAAAUAUUGCUUAUACUUCCGCCUUGUAACGUGCUUUCCUGAGAUGCCUGUGUGCUUUCGAGGGCUCUCAUUCUGUGCUAUGGGGGGCUGGGGAAAAGCGGAAAUAAAGUGAUUGUAUUUUUUAA